UCAGUCACGUCACAUUCGAGUGAUUCGAGCUCAGUCGUUUCUUCGAGUCGGAUGACGUGCGAUGGCUGGUGAUUUAACAUCGCUACGUCUGCUAUUAAUUACACGUUGCGCUCAGAUCCACGCAUGUGAACAGCUGGAUGUUUCAUCAUCAGGUGGAAAGUGGUGCGACGACAACAACGACUCCGUGGGAUAGGACACUCGCUUGUUGAUACUUCCACGAUGCAGUCACGAAAUAGGAUCCAACACGAGGACAGUUCCGGGAACAGACUGCAUAACCGCACCUGGAGCCACGGCAAUGACAGCGAGGAGGAGAUCGCCAGUGAGAAUACAUUGUUGAACGAAAACAGCGAACAGAGGCAAAAACAUUCUACCCCAAUAGAAUGCAGUGCUUGUCCAGUCACGACAUUUGCUGAGGAGAAAAUGCGACGCAAACUGCGAUUCUUCUUCAUGAAUCCGAUUGAAAAGUGGCAGGCGAAACGGCGUUUCCCCUAUAAAUUUGUCGUCCAAGUUAUCAAGAUCAUCCUUGUGACCGUACAACUCUGUUUAUUCGCACAUAACAAUUAUAUGCACGUGAAUUAUACUUGGGACAACCGAAUCACGUUCUCCCAUCUCUUUUUAAUGGGAUGGGAAUCUACUCAAGAGGUACCUGCAUAUCCACCCGCAUCAGGACCGUUAGCUAUCUACAAGCGAAGCGAUUUUUACGAUGCUAUCGAUUAUGCUUUGCAUGGUUAUUACAACGUCAACGACGCUAUCGGUGCGUACUCCUACAUUGCCGAAGAUAAUUCGGUAGGGCCCGUAACCUUGUGUCUUUACGAGUAUAAGGAGGGCAUUAUAUUCGGUUUCAACGAGAGCUACGUGUUUGAUAGUGAAAUUGUGGAAACUUGCAUGAACAUCACUCUCGAGACCUUCAACACAUUUAAUUCGUCGCACAAUCUUCUGCAAGACAGAAACAUUAACGUCAAUUUCUCCGCUCUGGUACGCGCUCAUCUGAAAUUUGCUCUAAAAACGGUGAAUUUGAAAGCGGCCGGGCCAAUGACACCACCCGAUUGUUAUCGUUUCAACAUUAAGGUUAUCUUUGAUAACCGCGAUUUCGAUGGACAGAUGCUGCUCUCGUUAGAUGCCGAGGCUAGGAAGUUGCAAUGUAAAGGUGAUACCCAUUACAUUACUGACAACCGCAUCGAAUCGGCACUGAGGACUUUGCUGAAUUUACUUGUCAUACUGAUUUGUACGAUUUCUUUGGUGUUAUGCUCGCGAGCGAUAUAUAGAGCUCAACUACUGAAGUUUGAGACUAUAAACUUCUUCAAAAAAACGUAUGGCACAAUACUAAGCUUCGAAGGUCGACUGGAAUUCUUGAACCUUUGGUACAUUAUGAUUAUCAUCAAUGAUCUACUUAUCAUUAUUGGUACCGUCAUAAAGGAACAAAUCGAGCGAAAACACUCCGAGACUGAUCACUGGAAUAUUUGCAGUAUAUUUCUUGGAACUGGAAAUCUGCUUGUGUGGUUUGGUGUAUUGCGCUAUCUUGGCUUCUUCAAGACGUACAAUGUUGUCAUUUUAACUCUAAAGAAAGCGAUACCGAAAGUGGCAAGAUUCUUGAUAUGCGCUGUUCUCAUUUAUGCCGGUUUCACGUUCUGUGGCUGGUUGGUGCUUGGUCCAUAUAAUUUAAAGUUCCGAUCCCUUGCGACCACAUCCGAGUGCUUGUUUGCGUUAAUUAAUGGCGAUGAUAUGUUCGCUACGUUUUCCAUAACGUUUUCCAAAUCAGCUGUGUUAUGGUGGUAUUCUAGAAUCUAUUUAUAUUCGUUUAUCUCACUGUACAUUUACGUCGUCUUAAGUUUGUUCAUUUCUGUGAUAAUGGACGCGUAUGAUACGAUCAAGAUAUAUUAUCGCGAAGGUUUCCCGAAGAAUGACCUGCAGACAUUUAUAGCUCCAUGCACAGACGAGGCAUCGAGCGGCAUCUUCAGGGACGACUCCGAGAGAAGCAACUUGACGGAGUUGCUUGAACGAUUCUGUUGUUGUCGAAAAAGGCCCUUUUACGGAUCCUUCUCGGAGUCGGACUCCUCAAAAUCCGAGCAAGAAUGCAAUGGAGCCAUCUGUGUCUAGUGCGUUAACGCAGAGCACCUGGAGGUGUUAUGGUGCGACUAUAGAUACGCAGUACGAUUUUAAAUCGGUUGCUUCAACAUCCUUAAUUUAAUAAUUUUUAUUUGCUAGUU
Molecule: messenger RNA, 2207 nt
Organism: Trachymyrmex cornetzi
Lineage: Eukaryota; Metazoa; Arthropoda; Insecta; Hymenoptera; Formicidae
Product: mucolipin-3
Exons: 5
Coding region: 220-2097 (625 amino acids)
Cellular component (GO): lysosomal membrane; plasma membrane
Molecular function (GO): NAADP-sensitive calcium-release channel activity
Source: RefSeq, a predicted model, not a curated record